UGUAAAUGAUCGCCUGAAGAACAAGUCAUAUAGUGCAGCAGCAGAAUAAGGGUGUAGCAACAGCAUAAGAUAGCACGGGGUGCAGUAUAUCCGUGCCCCACCCAACGGAAGAAGUGUUCUGCUUUAUCUUUUGUCAUUGCUAGUUGUUGAAAAAAACCACUACUGGUCGUCCUACAGUCAGUCCCAUGACAUCUGAUGAGGAUGAUGAGGAUGAUGACGCUGCGGAAGCAGGUCCAUCAAAAGAAGUCUUGAGCAGCAGAAAGCGGACUCCUGAACAACACGAAAAAAAUACACAUGUGGCAACAAAGAAAGCAAGGUCUGAUGUCCAGUCCCAACCACAGCAGGCUACCCCGCCACGAAGAUUGUCUGCAGUUUCUUUGGUCCCACCACUCCAAAUUUUGGACACACCUCCAAGACGCCAACCACACUCCCCUCAUCUUGAUUAUUCUCGAACUGGUACCAGCAUCCCUACGCAACACCAGCAACACAGUGACAUGGAUGAGACAAUCAUUUUACAAAUGCAGCCAGUAAUUGUGGGAAACAGCCCCCCAGCACCUUUACAACGCAUAAUGGAAGAACAGCACAGACAACAGCAAAGCUAUAUCAACAUAUUAGAAAACAAUCAAAUGAUCAAUGAAUCUAUCACCAGAAUUUUAGAAAGUCAAAAUGCUGCAACACGUGAACUCAAUGCCACCCUCACUAAACUCAAUGAAACACUUAGAUCCCAGCACCAACAGCAACCAAGCAGCAGUUCUGGUACGACUACUCCAAUUAUAUCGCCAGUGUCCUCACCACCAAGGCGCUCGACCAGAGCACGCCAACACGACAGUGGUAAAGGCAAAGGCCAGUCCAAGCAGCCACCCAAAAAAACAUGAAACAUAUAGAUCCCGAUUUCUGUUAUGAGAAGAAAAAAAAACACAGUAAGUGUAUGAUUGUCUGAAUAUAUAUAACACUUAGCACCUUGACAAUUUUUACAACAUCAUUAAUUAGAACUGUUACAAACAACAAAAGGAUUUUUUACAUCACAAUUAUUAUUGAACAUCUUUGUAUUUUUUUUAGAGGAGGAAAAUGUUCUUUGAGCUGCACAUUGAUCUUAGCAUGCAUAAACAAUACAACUUGAUUUGAUUAUCUAAUUAAUAUCUCUUGAUUCCAAUCACUCUCAUAUCCUGCAGACAGACUAAUUGGCAGCCAUGCAGAAUGUCUUUAGCAUGCAGAAACAAUACCACUUGAUUUGAUUAUCUAAUGAAUAUUGCUUGAUUCCAAUCACUCUCAUAUCCUGCAGGCAGACUAAUUGGCCGCCAUGCAGAUUAAUCCAUGACCAUUACAACUUACAAUGUGAAUUUUAACUCUUUGACGUUUCUUCUCUAGAAGGCAUUACAAUAAUAACACUAUUGUGUUAGAAAAUAGUGUCCUAACAUGUUGGAAACAAAUUCAGAUAAUUAUUUUGCCAAAUGAUUGACAUUAUUGUUCUGCCAUGUUUGUGUGUGGUAAAAAGGAGUAAUCUGAUUCUAAAACAUGAUGCUGAACCAAAGUAAUUGGAAAUAUUUUUAAUCCAAAAAAAUGUGUCUAAUAAUGGAUAUAUGUUGAUAACUGUGUAUUGACUUACAAAUCUGCAAGUUUCCUCCA
Molecule: messenger RNA, 1626 nt
Organism: Pseudophryne corroboree (corroboree frog)
Lineage: Eukaryota; Metazoa; Chordata; Amphibia; Anura; Myobatrachidae
Exons: 5
Coding region: 186-875 (229 amino acids)
Source: RefSeq, a predicted model, not a curated record